AUGAGCGGGGCGGCGCUGGUGAGCUACAGCAGCUCCGGUUCGGAAGACGAGAGCGGCAGCGCCCAGCGCGACGGAGCCGCCAGCGCCGCCCGUGAGGGCGGCGGCGGCGCGGACGCCCCCUCAGGCCGUUGCCGCUCGGCCCUCGCCAGCGUAACAGCUCCUCGACUUCCUAUACCAGACAGUGUGCUAAGUAUGUUCAGAGACCAGGAGGAGAAAGAGAUGGUGGUGGAUGAUAGCAGCAAACAUGGAGGCCGCCUGCGAACCUUCCCCCAUGAGCGAGGCAACUGGGCAACGCACGUCUACGUGCCUUAUGAGGCUCAAGAGGACUUCCUGGACCUGCUGCAACUUCUCCUCUUGCACGCUCGCACAUAUGUGCCUGUGCUGACUGCAAUGACGGAGUUCCACAUCAGCCUCUCUCAGGGGGUGGUCCUGCGCUAUCACUGGAUAAACCCUUUUGUCCAGUCUCUGAAGGAACACCUGUCGUCCUUCCACAGGUUCAUCUGCAAAGCAGACCAAGUGAAGGUUUAUACCAACCAGGCCCAAACCAGGACCUUCAUUGGCUUGGAGGUUUCUACUGGCCAUUCUCAGUUCUUGGAGUUGAUUUCCGAAGUGGACAGAGUUAUGGAGGAUUUUAAUCUGACACCUUUCUACAAGAAUCCAUCAUUCCAUCUCAGCCUUGCAUGGUGUGUUGGGAACCUCUCUAAAGAACUCGAAGGCCGGUGUCUUCUGGAGCUGCAGGAGAUUGUGGAUGGGUUUGAGGACUCUUCGUAUCUUCUGCGAAUCCCUGGGGCUGAAGUUCGUUGCAAGUCUGGCAAGAAGUUUUUCUCCUUCCCUCUGCGUUAAGAGCCCCAGAACAGCGGCGUACUGACUGAUUAUGGGCAUUAUUAGUCCUUUCACCCAGGAUGAAAGGAAUGGUCAAACACCACCCACCGCUGGAGGCCCAGACUCGACAGUGGGGCAGCAGCAGCCUCCCCCAUGGGUGGUUUUGCCUUUGCAGCUAUGAGCCGUGUUGGGCUGCUCUACAACAUCUGCUGGUGCUGCAUUGCCAACCACCGUUUCAUGCUAAUGGGAUUGCUGGGCGAGCUGCGGCAUGUGGAAAUGUGGGGCGCAGAUGAAAGUGAUGCUCUGAUCCUGUGGAGGUGGAGCAAGAUCUCCAGGACCUGACCUGGAGGGAGACAAUCUUCCAAUUAGGAGCUUUGGAAUCCUGCCUCUCCCUAAAGCGGAUGGUGCCCCACAAGAGCACCACUCGAGUUGAGAGCAGUAAAGCUGCCUGGUCGUCAGGCAGUUUCUGUUAGCUAAGAACAGUUACAAUGAGAAAUAAAAGUACAGAGGUUAUUUCAUUGACUGCUUCAAAAGCCACAAAACCUGUUACUGUCAGUCUUUCAGAUAAACACCAGGGGGCAGCGGUGGCUCGGGAAGGCCACAAUGUUCUGAGCUGCUGCCAUAUAUAGGUUUAACCACCCUGUCUCUCUCCCCCCCCCCCCCCCCCCGCACUCUCCCCAAUCCCAUAAGAUGCUUACAGGGGAAGAGAAUUCUGAGAUACUCAUAAGGCCACAGUUCCAACGUUUUCUAGGGGAAACCAUGACUGCUAAAGAGGCUUAAGUGUAUUGAAGAGGCAGCAGUAAGAACCAAUGGCCAUUGCAAAGUUCCCUGUUAAUGUAGCUAGAUUGGAGCUGCUUGCUGCUCUCUCUAGGAAGAAAGGCCUCUUUUCUUUGCAUCUUUUUCUCAGAAGUGACGAGAGUGCCUAGACCCCACUAUGUCACUGUGACUCUGCAAAAGUAUGCAACACUUUAAUUUAGUGCCAUCCCCUGAUGCCUUACCCAAAGACUGUUCACCCAACUAUGGUAAAGAAAAACAUUAGGUUGACUCCAUAUGAACAUAAGAAGAGCCCUGAUGCUGGAUCAGACCAAGGGUCCAUCUGGUCCAGUACUCUGUACGCACAGGGGCCAACCAGCUGUCGGCCAGGGACCCACAAAUAGCACACGGGUGCAAGAGCAACAUCCUGCCCAUGUUCCCCAGCCACUGGCGUAUAUAGGAUUACUGCCUUUGAGGUAGCACAUAGCCAUCAGGACUAGUAGCCAUUGAUAGCCGUCUCCUCCACCUUUGUCUACAUGUUUAUUGAUACUCUCAAAAAACUAAAUGGUUAGUGACACAGGACUUUCCUUUGAGGAAGCCAUGUUGAUUCUUUUUCAGCAGGCCUUGUCCCUCUAUAUGCUUACUAAUUUUGUCUUUAAUAAUACUUUCAACCAAUUAACCCAGAACAGACAUUAAGUUAACCGGCCUAUAAUUUUAUGGAUCUCCACUGGAUCCCAUUUGUAAAAAUUGGUGUUACAUUGGCCAUCUUUCAGUCAAAGAAUCAAAGCAUGGUAGAGUUGAAAGGGUCCUAUAAGGCCAUCAAGUCCAACCCCCUGCUCAAUGCAGGAAUUCACCCUAAAGCAUCCCUGACAGAUGGCUGUCCAGCUGCCUCUUGAAGGCCUCUAGUGUGGGAGAGCCCACAACCUCCCUAGGUAACUGAUUCCACCGUCGUACUGCUCUAACAGUCAGGAAGUUUUUCCUGAUGUCCAGCUGGAAUCCGGCUUCCUGUAACUUGAGCCCAUGAUUCCAUGUCCUGCACUCUGGGAGGAUCGAGAAGAGAUCCUGGCCCUCCUCUGUGUGACAACCUUUUAAGUAUUUGAAGAGUGCUCUCAUGUCUCCCCUCAGUCUUCUCUUCUCCAGGCUAAACAUGCCCCGUUCUUUCAGUCUCUCUUCAUAGGGCUUUAUUUCCAGACCCCUGAUCUUGCUGGUUGCCCUCCUCUGAACAUGCUCCAGCUUGUCUGCAUCCCUCUUGAAGUGUGGUGCCCAGAACUGGACGCAAUACUCAAGAUGAGGCCUAACCAGUCUUGUGGUAGAGAUGUUGAUCUUAGGGACAUGUUGCAUAUUUGAGUUAGAAGAUCUGCAAUUUUAUCUUUGAAUUCUUGGAGAACUCGAAGAUGGAUGCCAUAUGCGCCUGGUGAUUUAUUUGCUUUCAGUUUAUCAAUUUAUUCAAUAUACUUAAUUAAAUGCUAGUAUUUAUUAUUGGGUCAUCUUAAAGAAACACUGAUAUUGGACUACAAUGGAUAUGUUUGUUUUUCUUCAUUAAACCCAUUGUCUUUU
This is a messenger RNA of Elgaria multicarinata webbii, 3132 nucleotides long. It is a transcript of the gene USB1, whose product is annotated as U6 snRNA biogenesis phosphodiesterase 1. The record is from RefSeq and is a predicted model, not a curated record. Gene Ontology annotation, molecular function: 3'-5'-RNA exonuclease activity. Gene Ontology annotation, biological process: U6 snRNA 3'-end processing. The transcript is spliced from 7 exons. Lineage: Eukaryota; Metazoa; Chordata; Lepidosauria; Squamata; Anguidae. The coding region runs from base 1 to 843 and encodes 280 amino acids. Gene Ontology annotation, cellular component: nucleus.